Messenger RNA from Pleuronectes platessa (European plaice), 4000 nucleotides. RefSeq names its product EMAP like 2 (gene eml2). The record is from RefSeq and is a predicted model, not a curated record. The transcript is spliced from 22 exons. Gene Ontology annotation, biological process: microtubule cytoskeleton organization. Bases 74 to 2527 code for a protein of 817 amino acids. Gene Ontology annotation, molecular function: microtubule binding. NCBI's taxonomy places the organism in Eukaryota, Metazoa, Chordata, Actinopteri, Pleuronectiformes, Pleuronectidae. Gene Ontology annotation, cellular component: mitotic spindle.
CGGGGAGAGGAGCACGAAGGAGCGGGGAGAGGAGCACCGAGGAGCGGGGAGAGGAGCACCGAGGAGCGGGCUGAUGUCUGAGAGGAUCGCUUCGUGUGGGAGUCUGUACGACAGCAGCAACCUGCUGCUACAGUACUGCAACAAUGAUGACACAGUGUCGGCCAGCAGCAACAUGGACGUGGAGGACCGGGUGUCCCACCUGGAGCAGAGGCUGCAGCUGCAGGAGGAUGAGAUCCAGCUGCUGAAAGCCGCUCUGGCCGACGCCCUGCGCCGACUGGGCUACUGCGAGGAGCAGAGCAAGGGGAAGCCAGCAGGGGGCGGCCAUGCUGCCGGGAGGAGACCUCUGGCCACCGCAGCUUCAGCAGCGCCCAACAAGGUGCGUCAGCUGCUGCAGGCGCUUCCCUCCCGACCUCUCAGUAACGGCUGCACUCAACAGAAACGCCUCCUGUCCUCCCCGUCUUCUCCCAAGAAAGAAGUGCUGCAGUCCAUUAAGAGGAAGAGUAUGUCCACAGAGCGCCUCACCCUGGUGAGGAGGGAGAUGGGGGCGGAGAGCCGGAGUCGAACCACCUCCUCCAGCAGCUCAUCCGGGGGCAAAAGCAAAUCAAAAGAAUGCGCCUUGAAUUCAGAGGAUGGAUACGUGAGGAUGUUCCUGAGAGGACGUCCCGUCACCAUGCACCUCCCCGACCAGCAGAGGGAGAGCUACAGCCUCGACCACAAGGUGGCGCUGCCGGACCGCAAGCUGAAGCUGCAGUGGGUGUACGGGUACCGUGGUCGUGACUGCCGCUCCAACCUCUACCUGCUGCCCACGGGAGAGAUCGUGUACUUCAACGCCUCCGUGGUGGUUCUGUACAACACGGAGGAGCAGCAGCAGAGACACUACCUGGGCCACAACGACGACGUCAAAUGCCUGAGUGUCCAUCCUGACAUGGUGACCAUCGCCACGGGGCAAAUGGCCGGAACCUCUAAAGAUGGGAAGCUGCUGGCUCCUCACGUUCGUGUUUGGGAUUCUGUGAGUCUCAACACGCUGCACGUCCUCGGGAUGGGCGUGUUCGACAGAGCCGUCACUUGUGUCACUUUCUCCAAGUCGAACGGCGGCGCCUUCCUCUGCGCCGUGGACGACGCCAACGACCACGUCCUGUCCGUCUGGAACUGGCAGAAGGAGAAACAACUGGCUGAUGUGAAGUGCUCCAACGACUCUGUGCUGGGCGCCGUGUUCCAUCCCACCGACGCCAACCUGAUCGUCACCUGUGGAAAGUCUCACAUUAACUUCUGGACCAUGGAGGGAAACACUCUGAGCAAGAGACAGGGCCUGUUCGAGAAACAUGAGAAACCAAAGUACGUGUUGUGCGUGGCCUUCGCUCAGAACGGAGACGCCAUCACAGGAGACUCCAGUGGGAACAUCUACAUCUGGGCCAAAGGUGGUCACCGCAUCAGCCAGGUGGUGUCGGGGGCCCACGAGGGCGGGAUCUUCUCCCUGUGUGUCCUGAAGGACGGCACCAUGGUGUCCGGAGGAGGCAAGGACCGCAAGGUGGCGCUGUGGGACCACGAGUACAGGAAGCAGUCGGAGAUGGAGGUCGGCGAGGCCUUUGGUCCCAUUCGCGCUCUGACUGAGGGAAAACCAGGAGAGCUUUUUGUUGGAACCACAAAGAACGCCAUCAUCAGGGCGGCGUUCCCUGACACACUGACCCCGAUCGUACAGGGUCACACCGACGAGCUGUGGGGUCUGGAUGUGCAUCCGUCCAUGGAGCAGUUCGCCACCUGCUCCCAGGACAAGCAGGUCCACCUCUGGGACACCAACUCCCAUCAGCCCCUGUGGAGCAAGACCAUCGAGGAUCCAGGCCGGUCGGCAGGUUUCCAUCCCAGCGGAGCGGUUCUGGCCGUCGGGACCAUGACUGGAAGGUGGUUGGUGCUGGACACCGACACCCGGGAUCUGGUUUCAAUGCACACGGACGGCAACGAGAUCAUUUCCAACAUCAGGUAUUCACCAGACGGUAACUUCCUGGCUGUGGCUUCACACGACAACUUUGUUUACAUCUACUCCGUGAAGGAGAACGGACGGAAGUACAGCCGCGUGGGGAAAUGCACCGGUCACUCCAGCUUCGUCACCCACCUGGACUGGUCCCAGGACAGCCAGUACCUCGUCACCAACUCAGGAGACUACGAGAUCCUCUUCUGGGAGGCCUCCAGUGGUAAACAUGUGACCAGCAUGGACACGAUGCGUAACCUGGACUGGGCCACUUCCACCUGCACUCUGGCCUUUACCACCUUCGGAGUCUGGCCUGAUGGCGCGGACGGCACCGACCUCAACGCCGUGUGCCGGUCACAUGACGGAUCCCUGCUGGCCUCUGCUGACGACUUCGGCAAAGUGCACUUGUUCUCCUUCCCCUGCUCUCAACCAAGGGCUCCGAGCCACGAGUACGGUGGCCACAGCAGUCACGUGACCAACGUUGCCUUCCUGCACGACGACAGUCACCUGAUCUCCACGGGGGGGAAAGACACCAGCAUCCUGCAGUGGGUGGUCGCCUAGACCAGGAGAUCUGCAGCCCACCUCUGGAAUCCAGCAUCUUCACCUCUACACUGUUUUACCCUCCUGCCACCAGGGGGCAGCACUUCCUCUGUGCCUACCGGAAUGUAAACACGCGCAUCUUAACCGAGAAACACCAGACGAGAUCAUCGUUGUAAUAAAUGGAAUAUUAUUUAGUGGCCAGCUUGUUUGUAAUAGAAUGUAGAGAAGACAGGCAGGAAGUGAUGGAGCAGGAAGUGCCCUGUGACUUUAGCGUUAGUGCUAACUGUGCCUACAGCGUGUUUAUCUUAACCCCUUUAACGGGAAUCCACCUGUUUUACAUGACAAGCGUGUUUUAGCUCCUUUAUUAUAAAUCACGUGCACUUUACAGUUUUUUUGUAUUUUGCUACACACGCACGUUUAGGGUUGUAUUUAUAUUUAUGGGUUUGAUGUGAGAGUCUAUUUUGUUCUUUUGUUGUGUCAAGCAGCGGAAAUCAAUUUGCAGACUUUUGAAAAUUAAUUUAGUUUGAUGAUUUAAAGCAGAUUUCAAAUCAGUCCGCACGAAAAAAACGCAUGCAACAGUUCUGAAAUCAGUGCAUGGGAACAAUGCCUUAUUGAAAACCAAGGAAUGAAAAAUACACCAAAAUAUUGUUUAAAAUUGCUGCACCGUUAUGUAAAGUGUACUUGUGUUGAUGUAAAGGGGUUAAAACACGCGUCCCUUUAAAAAAAAUCACUCCGGGAGAGUUGUUGAUUCAUGUGAACGUGAAAAGCUCGAAAUAAAAUAAAUAAACAUGUGAAAUUAUGACGUAUUAAAACAGAAUGUGGCCUCGUCGAGGUUUCAUGAGCUUCUGACUUCAAGUCAGAGUGACGCGUGUUCCCAGGAACCAACAAACUCCUCCUGCUGCAAAGGAAGAUUGUAUUCAAACCCCUGAAAUGGGUCGAAAUCCCCCUUUUUCAACAUAGUUACUCUGACCCUGUUUCCAUCCCUCUGCCUGACUAACAUCAUAAUCAUAAUAAUAAGUACAUAUUCCUGUUAGAGAUUGUAAAUGGUGCAAAGUGCUGGCUCCGCCCCCCCACCCCCCCUAAAUGCUGUGUUUCUGAUUGUACUACUACUGUAACUGUUCCGAGAGGCCACUAGAUGGCGCUAAGAGAAUGAGCAUGAUCCUGUAGACGCUGUUCAAGUUACAAAGGUCUCUAGAGUUGAUAUAAAUAUAUUAUGCAGUAUAUCCAAGUGGCUGUGUUAUUUUAAUAUUGAACUGUAACGAUGAUGGAUGUUAUUAAUAAUCUUGUGGCACUGUGAGGCGACUGUGCUGAGUGAAGCUCGAGCUAUGCUUUGCCUUCUUCUGUUUGGUUUCCAAAGUUUUGACCCGAGUGAGAGCUCUUCUCCUCCCGAAUGAAUUGGCUACGAAUAUAUAAGAUAUAAAAUAUACAUGGGUACUAAUCUUUCUUUUGUCUUUUUAUGUGAUAAUGUGUUCAAUAAAUGAUUCGCUUAAAGUG